Cryptococcus wingfieldii CBS 7118 is the source of this 561-nucleotide messenger RNA. RefSeq lists its product as hypothetical. The record is from RefSeq and is a predicted model, not a curated record. The coding region runs from base 1 to 561 and encodes 186 amino acids. The transcript has 3 exons. NCBI's taxonomy places the organism in Eukaryota, Fungi, Basidiomycota, Tremellomycetes, Tremellales, Cryptococcaceae.
AUGGGUCUUACAGCCAGCUGGCCGUCAACUCGAUCGUAUCACGACCUCUACACUCAAGAUCUGGCUUCCUCCCUCGCUCAAUCUCCUAUGGGCGACGCUUACAGGAUCGAUGUCUUGACUUGGGAGCUUGCAGACCAUCCCGAGUUCAAAGCUGCUCUUGAGGGGCUGGUGUAUACCCGCAGGGCCAAGCCCAAGGUUUGGGAAGUGUACCUUUCCGAACUGAAUCCUGUGGCCACAUUCCACCCACAGGCCGACCUCGAAAGUACUUGGGUCCCUCCGCCUCAGCAUCCUCUGGGCAACCAUCCUCUCCCCUUUGACAAGUGCCAUAUCGACACCACUCUGGUCCCCUUCUUACUUCACCAUGCGAUCAAAACCCCCGCAAUCAACAAGCAGCCUGUGACUACACCAAGCACUAUCCCAGCAAUCACCCCACCGCUGAGACCCAGGAUGGCCUCGAAAGUGGAGGUCCAGCCACUUGGGUCGGCAAUACCAAGCGGCGUGGUAGAUGAGGCUACGGAGGGAUCAGGGAUGGAAUGGACCAUAGUGACGGCGAGGAAGUGA